Indicator indicator is the source of this 420-nucleotide messenger RNA. It is a transcript of the gene OSTN, whose product is annotated as osteocrin. Bases 1 to 420 code for a protein of 139 amino acids. Gene Ontology annotation, molecular function: signaling receptor binding. The transcript is spliced from 4 exons. The record is from RefSeq and is a predicted model, not a curated record. NCBI's taxonomy places the organism in Eukaryota, Metazoa, Chordata, Aves, Piciformes, Indicatoridae. Gene Ontology annotation, biological process: hormone-mediated signaling pathway.
AUGCUGCACUUCCAGCUUGUUGUGGUGCAUUUGGCCCUUGUGGUUACCCUGCUGCAGUGGCACUCCAGCUCAGUACUCCUUGUGGAGGCAGCUCUGGAGCCUUUGGAGCCUUCUGCAGCUCUGGCCAUGGGAGCACAUCCCACUGCCAGUGAAGAGAAAUCAGCCACUGACCUGGCAGCCAAACUGUUCCUUCUGGAUGAGCUGGUGUCUCUGGAGAAUGAGGUGGCUGAGACCAAGAGGAAAAGAAGUUUCCCAGGCUUUGGCUCUCCACUUGACAGAAUUUCUUCCACCACUGUGGAUGCCAAAGGCAAACAGAGAAAAGUGGUUGAGCUGCCUAAGAGAAGGUUUGGAGCCCCUCUGGACAGGAUUGGAGUGAGCCAUCUUGGCAACACCAAGGGUGCUUCUGUUCUGAGUGAUUGA